UUUACUUGGAGUUUAGGUCUCAGAUGAGCUUAUUGKUGGUGAAAAUGGCGAAACUYAUUGUAGUUGUAAUUCUGCUCUUGCUAGGAAGCGUUUAUGGAAGACCAAAAGGCAAAGCACGUGGAGAAGAGAAAGCAGAAGAACAGAAAUUUCAGAAAUUCAUAGGGCAACUGAAGAAAGCUUUGGAAUCCAAAAACCCGGAGGACGGCAUUAAAAAAGCUCUAGAAUUAUGCGAGACUUUAAAGAAAAUGGUUUGCCCCGCCGAACCAGAUGAGAACGCUGCAAAAAAGCCCUCGGCCAAGAAGCUUACUACUAAAAAAGGGUGGCUAAUACGUCUAGCUGAAAACAUUCUGAAGAAACCAACCCACAAAGAAUAUAUAAAAUUGCUUUUCAUGUCUGAGCAAGAUAGAUUGGCAAGCAUUCUAUGCAAACCAAAGAUUGCCGCAGAUCCAAACAGCCCAAGCAAAAAACUGACAAUCGGACGAGAUGUUAGCUACGAUGAAUCCUUGAGUUUCUUAGUACAAAGAAAGAAAAGAUCCUUGAAAACGGGAAAUGAGAAGAGAGCCCGACCAUUACCUGGACUCGAAAUGCAAGUGGGUGAGAAGGGAAAUGACGAUAUCGAUAAAGAUGGGGAAGAGCUUAGCAGGCAGGAUGAUAGUGAUGAAUUCGAAUUUUCAACUGUAGUACCCCCAGGUAUUGCUAACUUAGAAAAGCUAAACACUGGAUCUUCUUUGACAACAACGACCCUGGGCGUCGACGGUCAGUUUGACGAGGCCAUUGUGAUCGACCCCAAUCAUCCCGAUGAGCUACUUGAUCGUCCUAACGAUGAACCAAAAUCUACACAUGACGGACAAGAUGAACACGACAAAAAUCCUCCUUCAGAUGUUAAAAGAGUAAUUCUUGAACAAAGCAAAGUGCCUCUGGACGAUUUGCUUGAUGCCGAUGAAGAACCGCUGAUUGAAAAGAAAAGUGGGAUUCCGGACAGCACCAGCAGAGACGAAAGUCUUGACGCAUCCAAAGACGUGAUGAAGGAGGAGACGAUGGGUCAGUUAGAUGACGACGUCCCGAUAGAAAAACCUAAAGUUGGCAGAGAGAUAAAGUACGAGGAAGAUGACGAGUCAUGAAACACUUGAACAACGUUGUAUUCUACCAUGGUUAUGAUUUAUAAAGGAAGUUAUAUUAUAUUGAAUCUAUAUUGAUGGAAAAUAUUUAUUAAU
Messenger RNA from Exaiptasia diaphana, 1214 nucleotides. RefSeq lists its product as uncharacterized. The record is from RefSeq and is a predicted model, not a curated record. Bases 24 to 1121 code for a protein of 365 amino acids. Lineage: Eukaryota; Metazoa; Cnidaria; Anthozoa; Actiniaria; Aiptasiidae. The transcript is spliced from 3 exons.